Amoebophrya sp. A25 is the source of this 1865-nucleotide messenger RNA. The record is from the annotation of a GenBank genome assembly. NCBI's taxonomy places the organism in Eukaryota, Dinophyceae, Syndiniales, Amoebophryaceae.
AUGACAUGGUCUUUCUCCUUGAUGGACGCUGCCUCGUGCUGCGAAGAUGAUGGGCAAGUCGCGGCCGUUGUGUCGCUUCCCGCUCGUCAAUCGAGCGGCUGUGAUUGGACGAGUCGAGGAUCGGGCGUAGUGACGCAUGAUGUUAAAGGACAUCAAAAGGCCUCCUGCUUUCUCUCUCCAAGUACAACAGCGGGGUUCGACAUCCCGCCGCCUUCAUCUGCGAGGCCUGGGACGAAAAAUCUUCAUGUUCUUCACGCCGAUGCAAUUGCAAAUGCUGCUACGAUGAGAUGUGGAAAAUUGCGUGUUCAUAAUGCCAGCUGCUCAACACGAAACAUUUCAUCGACGUCGACGUCUUUUGCUGAAGACAAACACGACAAGGGUAACGAGCAAGAUCCUCCAGUCAGUAAUGCCGAACAAGAUGAGCCUUCGGCUCAGGAGCAGCAAGACAAGCUCAAGAAGGACAAGGAGGCAGCAGCCGCCGCAGAAAAAGAGGCACUAGAAGCUCCUGAAAAUGCUGAGAUUCGAGAUGUCAAUUUUGGAAAGAGUCUCCCAGGACUUUUUGAUACUUGCGCUAAGUGGCAUAAAAAGACAGAAGAUUUGUUCAACGCCUUUUCCAGUCUUGGAUCCUCUAUUCGAUCGCUAAAAGACCAGAUAGGAGUUGACCAAAGGAAUGCAAACGACACUCCCCUCGAGCAAGCGAAAAUGCAAGACAGGAUGAAGGUAACAAGUAGCAAAUAAUUAGUACAAUUUUUAUAGUGCUUGUGGUCCUCCAUAAAGAUAAGUAGGAUGUCAGUUAUGUUCUCAGCCCCAUUAAUUAACUUCUGUUCUCUCAUGAUGUUUCUCUUACCUCCAGCUAUAGAUAGAUCGUCAGUCAUUUUUGCAAAGUUUUUCUCAAUGCAAUAACCUCUCUUUCAUCAUCCUGUUCCCCUUCCACCAGAUGACACAGCAAGAAUUAAAGGGCUUCCUGCAGAAAUAUGACUUUUCAAAGUUGGAAAGAACGCUUUAGCAAAUCGACUCGACUUCGCUUGACGGCAGCUUUUAUCGACACAACCAAGUGGUUGUUGACAUACCGCACGCGGCGAAUUUGUCCAUUGUUGCCGCAACCAAGUGGAACCGCACACGCAUGUGAGUGCGCUGCGAUGAUUGGACGACUAUGCCCGACGCGAUACUCACUCGGUAACCGAAUCAUGAGCCUAAACGUGGUUCUUGCUGGAAUAGCAACAUUUACAACUUUUUUUUUGCACAGAAUGAAAGGGAACAAGAUGACGGUCGUGCAGGUGCUAGUAGUUUGUUCUUCAAUAUAGAUCAACAUGACUGUAAGGAACUUAUCCUCCAUUAUCUAUCACAAUGUUAAGUGUUUCGACGGCAAAAAAUUAUCUAUUGUUCCAAGAAACCCUUCUAAAAAAAGCAAAGAAAUGAACAGAUAAUGAUAAAUCAUGAUUUUCUCUAAUAAAACAUAGAUGAAAAAUAGUACCCUCCUGAGCGAGAAGAUAUCUUCAACGAUGUCUUCUCAUGUCGGGGAGACGCCCUCUAGAAAUAGCUUUUGCCAUAGGGGAUUUACGAGCACCUUCGCUUCUAUGAGAAUUUCUUCCAGUAGCUCCAGUCGACAAUGGUGAUCGGUUUUGCGCGGGAAUUGAAGAAGAGCCCGAGUCUAUCGAUCUGCGUUACUAACGAAACUCCGUUACUGAAUUGGGUUGUAGUAGCCAUAACUCUCAGUUCUGGAUCACCAAGUCGUGACUUCGGUAUUACCAUGAGGAUCCGAUCUUCACUCAACAAGCAGAUAAGCUUAAUAUCGGUCGCUUGCUAGAAGUAACGUGUACGCCCAACUCCAUCUUCCGUGACAUCAACAUGACCGAGAGCGCGAC